GGAACUUCGCUGUCAGCUCUACCUCCCGCAAGAAACAGGUGCUCCUCCCCCUAAUCCUCUUGUUUUCUAAUGUCAUUUUCUUCGGAACACGAGCUAAACGAUAUGGUUGUUUAUGGAGUCGGUCCUCCCAAUGAUUUGCCGGGUCAUGAUGUGCUCCUGGACAAUGCCCGGGGUUGUGAGCAUUUCACCUCGGAUCAUUUCAUGGAGAAGAUCCCGAUCUACCUGCCACCGCCCGUCAUGUAUAGUUUACGUGGGGCAAUCCAUCUGAUGCGCCGCCGCCACGAGAAUGACCAUGGUCUGGGUCGAUUCGGUGACCGCUGGGUUACGAUUCCUAAUCCACCCAUUUCUUCCUUCAAAUCUUCCAGUGCUAUGAAGUGGUCCCCGUCCAGUCCAUGUCCAACUCUUACCGGCUGGUGGACGGCUUCAUCGUAUGGUGCAAGGAGAACAAAGUGGACCUGAGUUUGGUUGUCUUUCAUUAUUUCUUCAAAGUUUACCCCCACAAUGCCCACGGAUUCAUACGGUCAACAAUUGCACCGUCCGGAAGCUCUUUUACGGGGCUCCUUCCUCCAUCAAGGAUGAAAGCA
Cuscuta epithymum is the source of this 584-nucleotide messenger RNA. Lineage: Eukaryota; Viridiplantae; Streptophyta; Magnoliopsida; Solanales; Convolvulaceae. The record is from the annotation of a GenBank genome assembly.